CUGUCGUCAAGCAGAUCGUCACAUAGAAUCCUCACGUUUCUGAUUGCGUCACACGGAGCAGGAAAAGAACAAAAUGGAGGAGUACGCGAGGGAGCCAUGUCCGUGGAGGAUAGUGGACGACUGUGGCGGUGCAUUCACCAUGGGAGCAAUAGGUGGAGGAAUAUUCCAGGCUGUUAAAGGCUUUAGAAACUCACCUGCUGGAAUGAACCACAGACUAAGGGGGAGCAUGACAGCCGUUAGGACAAGAGCCCCACAACUAGGAGGAAGUUUUGCUGUAUGGGGCGGACUCUUUUCAAUGAUUGAUUGCGGGCUGGUGAAAGUGCGGGGAAAAGAGGAUCCCUGGAACUCGAUAACAAGUGGAGCCAUGACGGGUGCUAUCCUUGCUGCAAGAAAUGGGCCGGUUGCCAUGGUUGGUUCUGCUGCUAUGGGAGGCAUACUGUUAGCAUUGAUAGAAGGUGCUGGAAUCCUUCUUACAAGAUUUGCUUCUUCACAGUUCCCUACUGGUCCACAGUUUGCAGAGGAACCUGCUCCUAUGCCUGCCCCUUCUUUUGGGGACUACAGACAGUACCAGUGAGAGGCCAGUUCGUCUUGAGGUCUUUCAAAUUUCCAUGAACUCAUCUGGGGUGCCAGAGUUGCACUUAAGCACCUGUGGAACUGUCUCUCAUUAAAUGAGCAUGCACCAAUGCAGCCCACCAUUAGGAACUUUUGUCUGAGAAUGAAAAGGCCAAACACUUUUUCACUGGUCUUCUGCAGUAUGCCCUUUUGCUGUUUUCAGCUAUUUUGUUUGUAGUUCACCCUAUUUAAAGUCUUCUUUAGUCCAGCAAGGGAUGAAUGAUGUGAUGUCUGCCUUGAAGUGUCUUCACUUUAUUCAUCAUACGUCUGUUGACAUCAGGUAAAGACAGAAAUUGGGAACACUGUAGAUGAUGCCAGUUUAUUCAGACAGACCAGUGUUUCCCAUCUUUGGUCCUGGAGUAGUCCUCCAUGGCUUAUUUUCCUAGGUAUAACACCUUUAUUUUAAGCUCAUUAAAGGCUUGCUUAUUAGUUGAUGAGUCGUAUUUUGAGCCGCUAAAUUAUGGACUAAGAAUAGCAAGGAGACCAAUAUUGGACCGUUUGCUCAAAAAGCAACUGAAAUUGUGUGUUUGGAUGUGAUUCACUUUGUAUGAUUGUGUGUCUGCAUGUAUGUGGGUAUAUAAAAGUUACACAGACAUGCAUUAGUGGAAUAUUUUGCCUUAACGUCCUCUGUCUCAUGGGUUCUGCUUAAGCCCUUGUUAUAUAGUUACUUUCAUAAACCUUUACCAUCUGAAUGUCCCUGAACUAUUCACUUUUUGAAGUUGCUAUUUAUUUUUUACAAGAGGUACAGCAGAUUUUAUGUGUUUUAUGUCUUCUUGUGCUUCAUUCAGCUUAACAGAAUAAUAUUAGGACCAUUAUGGGCAAAGGAUGUUUUUCAGAUAAAAGGUUAAAACGGUGGACAGAUUUCAGGUGGCAGAUGUCAAAUUGGAUUGAAUACUAUUGUGAAUAAACAGUUAUUACUGUACUGGA
Messenger RNA from Colossoma macropomum (tambaqui), 1539 nucleotides. RefSeq names its product translocase of inner mitochondrial membrane 17 homolog A (yeast) (gene timm17a). The record is from RefSeq and is a predicted model, not a curated record. Gene Ontology annotation, biological process: protein import into mitochondrial matrix. The transcript is spliced from 6 exons. NCBI's taxonomy places the organism in Eukaryota, Metazoa, Chordata, Actinopteri, Characiformes, Serrasalmidae. Bases 74 to 574 code for a protein of 166 amino acids. Gene Ontology annotation, cellular component: TIM23 mitochondrial import inner membrane translocase complex; mitochondrial inner membrane. Gene Ontology annotation, molecular function: transmembrane protein transporter activity.